UUCAUGCUACUUUAGCUUGAUGAUUUUUUCAUGCAAAUCAGAAUUCCAGUAGUAAUUUAAUUAAAUUACUUUUUGCGGAUAAUUUUCAAACUAUCCAUAAACAAAUAUAUUUAGUUUAGUGUUUAAAGCAUGCGCAAACGGCAGAUCGAUACUUUGAAAAUAUUCAAUUUGAAUGUUCAACAAGUGAAGGAAAAUGAAGAAUAUCUAAUCAAUUUCGAGUCCGGUGGACGAGAGCUGGUCAUCAACAUAAUCCUGGGAGCGGACUUUCCAAACGUGAAACCGAAGCUGAUAGUGAGCCCCAUUCUGAAUCACCCUUGGGUAAACGCCAGCACGGGUGAAAUCGAAAAUGCUCCCGGAAUUCUGAAUUACACCAUACAUUCCGACCUGGGGCGAGUCGUUCAAGCAAUCAGUCGGGAAUUUGAAAGGCAUCCUCCCCAGCUGUUGAAUGAGACUUCCGGAACCCCACAGCAUUGCCGUAAUGGCAACAGUCAGGAGCCCAAGGCACCGGAUCGUCGAAUUGUGGCCUCUCCGGUAGCAGUAGAGCAAGACGUCUUUGGAUUACAGGCGCUCAGUUUAGAAGACCUAAACCGAUUGAAGGUCGAUGAGGAUUACCUGGAAAAUUUCAUCGAGAAGAUAGGUUUUGUCCAGAAUCAAAGUAAUGAAAUGAACAAUUUGCUGGACCAAAUUGAGCAAACUGCAACGGAAAACCUUGCCAAGAAACAGCACAUCGAAGGACAGAAGGCCAAACUGGACGAAAUAUACGAGGAAUUCAAAGAGCUCGGCGAAAGAUACGAAGCUCUGAAUCAAAAGUAUCAGAAGAAAUCGGAAGAUUUCUCCCCACAGCACAUCAAAGAGCUUCUGCAGAUUGCCGUAUCUGCGGCGGACACUCGAAGCGACGAGGAGGCACACAAAUUUCUUGCCGGCGACAGUGAUGUGGGAACGUUCCUUGGUAAUUUUAUUGAAUCCCGAAAGAGCUACACAAUGCGAAAGGCCAAAGAGGACCGAUUGGUGCAACAGUUAACCGCACUGGAGCGGGCUGCAUUUUGAUGGGGGCUUCGUUUUACCUACCUUCGAAAGGAUAUGGUCGAUGUGAUACUCUUAUAUGCUCGUAUAUAAAUCAAUUUUUUUUUUUUUUUGUAAAAAAUAAAGGACUUAAUUCAUGAAAA
Molecule: messenger RNA, 1166 nt
Organism: Aedes aegypti (yellow fever mosquito)
Lineage: Eukaryota; Metazoa; Arthropoda; Insecta; Diptera; Culicidae
Gene: Vsp37A
Product: vacuolar protein sorting-associated protein 37A
Exons: 3
Coding region: 130-1047 (305 amino acids)
Biological process (GO): ubiquitin-dependent protein catabolic process via the multivesicular body sorting pathway; protein targeting to membrane; protein targeting to vacuole
Cellular component (GO): ESCRT I complex
Source: RefSeq, a predicted model, not a curated record